Molecule: messenger RNA, 855 nt
Organism: Phaedon cochleariae (mustard beetle)
Lineage: Eukaryota; Metazoa; Arthropoda; Insecta; Coleoptera; Chrysomelidae
Source: the annotation of a GenBank genome assembly
AUGGAGAAAUUUGUAAAUGAUGGCCAGCUCAUCGAGUUGGUUAGACAAUUUUCUGUAUUAUAUGACCCCAAAAACCGGGAAUAUAAAAAUAGUGAGGUCAAGUCCAAUGCUUGGAAAACUAUUGGAGAAGUUAUGAAUGCAUCAGUUGCGGAGUGUGAAGCUCGCUGUAUCAGCCUGCGGACCAUAUAUUCCAGGGAAUCGAAAAAAGUCAGAACCACUCCUACAGGAUCAGCAGCUACCAAGCCAUGGAGGUGGUUGAAAGAAAUGUCAUUUUUGAGUGCCUAUAUGAGGAGGAGACAAACCAGAGGAAAUGUGCAAACGGUAGGGCCACCAGAACCAAGUCCAAGUACAUCAGAAACAAGUUCUGAGAAUCCCUGGGAUUCCAUAUCGGUUAUCAUGGGGGAGACGGAGAGUCAAGAAGAGGACCCAAUUCUUGAGACCUCAAACAUUGAAGAAGAUUCCCCCAUACCCGAAAUUACUCAAACUAGUUCACCAUCAAUGACAACAAUGCGCAAUGAAAGAAGUAAGCAGAAGAGAACGACUUCCACAAGUGAACUGAUGGAAACGAUCAAUAAAGCCUGGGGAACAUUUGAUGCUGCGUUUCAACAAAAAAACAACAAUCAGGACAGUGACAAUGCAGACACUACAUUUGGAAAGAUGGUGGGACUUGAAUUAAAUGAAAUUAAGGACAAAAAUAUAAAAUUCAAUGCAAAACAAAAAAAUUUGAAAAUUAUUCAUGAAGCAAGCAAUCAAGAUGAUGAAUGAUUAGUUGUUCAUAUACUAUAUUCCAUAAUAUUAAAUAUAUAAAUUAGAACCAACAUUGCAUUUUUAAUUCUUAUCAAUGUACUCUCUCCA